This is a messenger RNA of Westerdykella ornata, 237 nucleotides long. RefSeq lists its product as uncharacterized. The transcript is spliced from 4 exons. The record is from RefSeq and is a predicted model, not a curated record. Bases 1 to 237 code for a protein of 78 amino acids. Lineage: Eukaryota; Fungi; Ascomycota; Dothideomycetes; Pleosporales; Sporormiaceae.
AUGUCCGACUGUGGCCUUCCUCUCCCAGUCGUCUGCAUACAAUGCGGAACAAACCAAAAUCCCUGCCACUGCAAGAUCGUGGGCCCAACACUAGGCUUCAUCGUAACCGUCGGCAUGGCUCUCUUCUGCUGGCCCGCUUCGAUCUUGUGCUGCUGCUGUGCGACAAGCUGGGGAAAAUCCGCUCUUGCUUUGCCGGUUGAUACGGGGAAUGCGAUUAGUGAUGCUAUUCCUUUCUGA